UUAUUGUCCUGUCAUGGCGUUCACGAUCAGUUGCCGUAGGUGCAACAAGCGAUUUAAGACGGGAUAUUCCGCGAGGAAGCAUCACGAAUAUAGCCACGCUCCGCAUCCCUAUCAAAGUGGAAUAUUCAGCGACUCGCAAGGACAAGCGCUCGUGAACCAGCCAAAUGCUAAACAAUUGGGGAAGGAAGAGCUGCCUCACUAUAAACUGUGGCUGGCACUAGCAGCUGACCAAAUUAUUGGAUCCUUGACUCCAAGCGUUAAAGCUGGAUGGCAACAGUUACAUGACGUCCACGUGAAAAAGAUUCAUUUGGAACAUCUACUUUUUACCCUCGGCAGUCCCCCUUGUAAAGCAUUACAAGCAGCCCAUACAUCAUGAAAGUACCCGCAAGUUUUCCUACAGAAUGUAUGAUUUGGAAGCAGUUUUGAAUGCACUAGCAUACCAAGAGAUUGUUAGACCGAAGACGUCGGCAGCGUUCAGG
This is a messenger RNA of Stylophora pistillata, 479 nucleotides long. RefSeq lists its product as uncharacterized. The record is from RefSeq and is a predicted model, not a curated record. NCBI's taxonomy places the organism in Eukaryota, Metazoa, Cnidaria, Anthozoa, Scleractinia, Pocilloporidae.